Molecule: messenger RNA, 919 nt
Organism: Poecilia latipinna (sailfin molly)
Lineage: Eukaryota; Metazoa; Chordata; Actinopteri; Cyprinodontiformes; Poeciliidae
Gene: ube2c
Product: ubiquitin-conjugating enzyme E2C
Exons: 6
Coding region: 210-761 (183 amino acids)
Source: RefSeq, a predicted model, not a curated record
CAACUUCUUGAAUAACCAGCCGUCUCAUUGGUGCGUUUUGGAUUAUUUGGGUUUGAAAGUCGGACGCUGAUUGGCUGUUGCCGAAGGAAAGUCUGUUUAAACUGAGGGGCGGGAGAAAGUUCAGUUUAUACUCCGAACCGGCAGCAGCUGCUUCUGGACUGAAAGUGAGCUGAUACCGAACCGAUACCAGAACCGAACUAAGAGAACCCAUGGCUUCCCAGAACAUGGACCCCGCAGCGGCUGCAGCGUCAUCCGCGGCCGCCCUGAAGGGCAGUGAGAGCGGCAGCAGCGCCGCCAGAGGCUCGGUGACCAAGCGGCUGCAGCAGGAGCUGAUGACCCUCAUGAUGUCGGGUGAUAAGGGCAUCUCAGCGUUUCCAGAAUCUGAUAAUCUCUUCAAAUGGAUCGGAACCAUCGAUGGAGCUCAGGGGACAGUGUACGAGGGGCUGCGGUACCGGCUGUCCCUGGACUUCCCGGCCGGCUACCCGUACCAGGCUCCCCGGGUCCGGUUCGUGACGCCGUGUUUCCAUCCCAACGUGGACGAUCAGGGCGCCAUCUGCCUGGACAUCCUGAAGGACAAGUGGUCGGCUCUGUACGACGUCCGCUCCAUCCUGCUGUCCGUCCAGAGCCUGCUGGGAGAACCCAACAAUGACAGUCCUCUGAACACGGCCGCCGCAGAACUGUGGGAGAACCAGGAUGGUAAGCUUACCAGAACCAGAACCUCCGGCAGUAGUUUAAAGCUGGGCGGCCCAGUUGUGUUCUGACCCAUUUCUAUUCAUCACUCUGAUUAGAUCAGCUGUUCCUCUGUAGCCAAUCAGUGCGCAGGAUCUCUGAUCAGAGCUGUGAUUUGUCAGUCUGCCUUCAGUUCUCUGCCACACAUUUCAGAUUUUGGCCUGGUCCAAAUCCUCCCCUCUCUCUCAUG